GGCUGCACUGGAUCACAUGAAGGAACUGUGGAACGACGAGUUCUGGCAGAACCCCUGGGAGCAAGGGGGGCUGGUGGUGAUUGGUUUGUUCAUCACCACAGUGCUGUUUCUCAUCUUGUUUGCGGUUGUGUUCGGCUUACUUCCUCCAAUGGAGAAGACCCAGUAUGAAGAAGACUGAGCUGCUCGCCCACAUGGGCAGGGGGCCUCUGCCGUCUCCUCAGGCCCGGGACCAAGGCCCUGGAUCUUCUUCUCCAAUCAGGAAAGGGCCCAGACACCGCAUCAGGCAUAGGGGUUGGUCCAACUAGCAGGAUGGAGAGGCUGUUCUGAGACCCACUUGGGUCCCCCUCCUGCUGCCCCCAGGUCCCUGUGAGAAUCGGUGGAGGGUUUCUCUGUGGCCUCAGGGGAUAGAAGCAAUGACCAGCAGCUCCUCCAGGAGGCUGAGGGCUCAGCCAACAAUGGGCAAAUCCUUGACCGGAAGGACACAAAAGCAACCAGAUGAAGUAAAAAUUCUCUUCC
Molecule: messenger RNA, 516 nt
Organism: Ochotona curzoniae (black-lipped pika)
Lineage: Eukaryota; Metazoa; Chordata; Mammalia; Lagomorpha; Ochotonidae
Gene: ERLN
Product: small integral membrane protein 6
Exons: 1
Coding region: 17-178 (53 amino acids)
Source: RefSeq, a predicted model, not a curated record